Molecule: messenger RNA, 1306 nt
Organism: Zea mays
Lineage: Eukaryota; Viridiplantae; Streptophyta; Magnoliopsida; Poales; Poaceae
Product: LOB domain-containing protein 40
Exons: 1
Coding region: 112-963 (283 amino acids)
Biological process (GO): regulation of gene expression
Source: RefSeq, a predicted model, not a curated record
ACUGUCCUGCGGCCUCCGCUUAUAAAACCGUCCACACGCCCUCCCCGUCUCCAACAACGUGGGCGCGGCGGCCGGGUUCGUUCGUAUAGGGCAGGAAACUCGGCAGGAAGCAUGCUCCCGAUCAGUGGAUCUGUCUCCGCCACCGGAGGGGCGAAGGCGCGGAUGAUCACGAGCUGCAGCGGCUGCCGCGUCCUGCGCAAGGGCUGCACCGACGCCUGCACCAUCCGCCCCUGCCUGCAGUGGAUGGAGAACCCCGAGGCGCAGGCCAACGCCACCUUCUUCCUCGCCAAGUUCUACGGCCGGGCGGGGCUGCUCAACCUGAUCGCCGCCGCGCCAGACGACGCCGACUCCCGCGCGUCGGUCUUCCGCUCCCUGCUCUACGAGGCGUGCGGCCGCAUCGUCAACCCGCUGUACGGCUCCGUCGGCCUGCUCUGGUCGGGCCAGUGGCAGAAGUGCGUCGACGCCGUCGACGCCGUGCUCGUCAAGGGGGACCUCGUCGUGCAGGCCGACGCUGCGGCUGCGGCGCCGCCGCCACUCGGCGCCGCCUGCGACAUCCGCCACUUCCCCAAAGAUCCGGACGCCGCCGUCGCGGCCGACCUCCUCCGCUUCGCCCGCGCGGGAGUCAAGCGCGCCGGUUCGUCUUCCAACAACUCAUCCAAGCAGGCCAAGCUUCUUAAGGGCAACGCCGGCAAGAAACGCGCGUCGCGCAGCCCUCCUUUGGGGCAGCAACAAGAGGCGGAGGAGCUGGUGCCGGUGCCGAUGGUCGUCGAGCUUGAGCACGGCGAGGAGUCCGCGGCCAGCCACCACCACCACCUGCAGCUGCAGGGGUCGGAGGAGGACGCCGGCGCCGAGGCGGCCUCCCUCGUGAAGCAAGCUGAGGCCGCGCCGCCAGUCAGCAACCAGGUGCUGGUAGCGGAUCAGGAGGCAGAAGAGGACGUUGGGCUGGAGCUCACGCUGGGUUGAGCGACCUCCGGAUGCAGGCAUGCAGCUGCCGGCCUGAACUCUCGCCUGAUCUCACUCAACUAUAGUGAACAAAAUAGAACAAAUAGUUUUGUGGCCCAGCGGUGUCAUGGGACAAACAGCAGUCAACAACAACAGAUUUCCUAGCUUUCGCAUCGUCGUUUUUCCCCAUAUUUCCUUCCUUGUAAAAGACUGGUGGACAGGACAUGUACAUCAUGGUUUAGCGUUGUCGUAGGACUUCUUUCUUUCGUCCUGUACACAAGUGAUGAUGUACUGCCUUGUUGGCCAGAAUAUGACAAUCAUUUACCUUCAUAGCAUAAGCGAAUUCCAGCAUUGACAACCAAAA